AUGAGGGUUGAGCUGCUCCUCGGCAGAUUUACCCUUCGGUCGGGCCUACGACAAGCAUCCGGGUUCAAACCGACGUCGCUCGUUUUCCGACCGCAAUGCGCGCGAUAUUUGCAUGCGCCGCGCCGAAUACCGUGGCGCGGCAGCGGUAAACGGAGCAACGGCUCUGCGCUGCGGGCGUCGGCUGGCGGCGCAGCAGCCAUUGGCACGGCGGCGUUUGUCAAGCUCGCGCAGAAGGACAACGGCGGGACCGAUGAGACGGGCGAGCUGCGCAUGCUAGAGUUGUCGCGGGAGGAGAUUCGCAAGGCGGUUGACAACAAUGAUCGCGGCUUAUCGCGGCUUGUGCACGAGGCGCUAUUGUUUCUAGACCUGUACAUCUGGGAGCCUAUAUUCACAGGCGUACGGUUCCUCCAUCUCGUUGCCAUCUUUGUGCCCGUCAUCGUGUCCGUGCCCAUCGUCUGGCUCGGCCGCCGCUUGCCGGAGCGCGAUGACGAGCGCCAGGGCACGCUGUGGUGGUACGGCUUCAUGGUCAAGGCCAUGGAGCUGGCGGGCCCGGCCUUUAUCAAGCUUGGCCAGUGGGCGGCGUCGCGGUCCGACAUCUUCCCCAACGAGCUCUGCGAAUCACUGUCCAAACUGCACUCCAACGCGCCCGCCCACUCAAUGCGCGUCACGCGGGCGACGGUCGAGGCCGCUUUUGGCGGACGCCCGUUUGAGGAGAUCUUCGACGAGUUUGAGGAGAAGCCGCUCGGCGUCGGCGCCAUUGCACAAGUAUACAAGGCCAAGCUGAAGCCGGAUGUGGCGUCACCAGCCGACUCGGACAUUGUCAUGAACAAGGACAUGGCGGAUAAUGUCAAGCACCAUGUAAAGACGGUGCUCAUGAGCUCGCCCAGCCGCGUGCCUUCGACCUACGUGGCUAUCAAGGUGCUGCACCCCCAUGUUGAGCGAACAGUUAGACGCGACUUGCGCAUCAUGGGGUUCUUUGCCUCCAUGCUCAACGCCAUCCCCACGAUGGAGUGGCUCUCAUUACCCGGCGAGGUGGAACAGUUUGGCGAAAUGAUGAAGCUGCAGCUUGACCUCCGUAUCGAGGCGGCCAACCUGGCCACCUUUCGCCAAAACUUCAAAGACAGGUCCACGGCGUGGUUCCCGUAUCCGUACACCGACUUUACGACGCGCAACGUGCUGAUUGAGGAGUAUGCACAGGGCAUACCCCUCGCUGACUUCAUGGAGAAUGGCGGCGGCGUGUUCCAGCACGACAUUGCCGAUGAGGGGCUCGACGCCUUCCUACGCAUGCUGCUUCUCGACAACUUUGUCCACGCCGACCUGCACCCGGGUAACAUCAUGGUGCGCUUCUACCGCUCCGCUCGGCCCGAGCUGCCCAUGCGGCGCGCGCCCGACGCGCCCCCCGCCGCCCACGACCCGUCCGACGUGACCGAAGAGGUGCUCGAGCGGCUGCGGCCAUACCGCCGCGACCGCACCGCCUGGCAGGCGGAGCUGGCCACGAUUGACGCCGAGGGCUUCCGCCCGCAGCUCGUCUUCAUCGACACGGGCCUCGUAACGGAGCUCAACGCGACCAAUCGCAAGAACUUCCUCGACCUCUUCCGCGCCGUCGCCGAGUUUGACGGCUACAAGGCCGGCCACCUCAUGUGCGAGCGCUGCCGCCAGCCCGAAGCCGUGCUCGACAAGGAGGUCUUUGCGCUCAAGAUGCAGCACCUCGUGCUCAGCGUCAAGAGCCGCACCCUCGCGCUCGGCAACGUCAAGAUUGGCGACAUUCUCCAGCAGGUGCUCGCCAUGGUUCGCGGCCACCACGUCCGCCUCGAGGGUGACUUUGUCAAUGUUGUCAUUAGCAUACUGCUGCUCGAGGGCAUCGGCCGCAGCCUGAACCCGGACGUGGACCUGCUCAGCAGCUCCCUGCCCAUCCUACGACAGCUCAGCACGCAGCGUGCGGGUGGUGUCGGCGACUUCUCCAUGGUCCUCCUUUGGGUCGGUCUGGAGACGAGAAAGUUCUUGCAGGCAAGCAUCGAAGAUGUUGAACGAUGUGUCAAAUACGAUCUCUUGUCUCCCAAUGUUUAA
Molecule: messenger RNA, 2067 nt
Organism: Cordyceps militaris CM01
Lineage: Eukaryota; Fungi; Ascomycota; Sordariomycetes; Hypocreales; Cordycipitaceae
Product: ubiquinone biosynthesis protein, putative
Exons: 2
Coding region: 1-2067 (688 amino acids)
Cellular component (GO): mitochondrion
Source: RefSeq, a predicted model, not a curated record